Messenger RNA from Morus notabilis, 3140 nucleotides. RefSeq lists its product as uncharacterized. NCBI's taxonomy places the organism in Eukaryota, Viridiplantae, Streptophyta, Magnoliopsida, Rosales, Moraceae. The record is from RefSeq and is a predicted model, not a curated record. The transcript has 6 exons. The coding region runs from base 772 to 2958 and encodes 728 amino acids.
UUUCCCAUUUAUCCUCCAUUUCCCCUUUCAACCCACACCCACCAAAUCCCACAAUUUUCUCUCUCAACCGCUCCUCUUUUCUUCUCCUUUUUUUUUAAAUUAAUAUAAUCUAUUUUUCUGAGCUCUUAAUUUUUGCUUGACUGAUUUAGCAAUUAAAAGGAAUGAUUUGUUUGAUCAGAGGCUUCAUCGGUAUGAACAUUUGAUUUAUUUGGCAACCGCGAAUAUGUGUUACUUGUCUUGCUGGUUUGGAGGUCAGGAGAUCUUUGCCACUUGCAAUUUUCGGAUAUGUAAUAUAUGCGCCUUCAGUAUUUCUUCACCUUUUGUUAAGAAAGUCAUGUCUGAAAAAAUGUUUGAAUUCCGGAUGCCUUUGGUGGAUACAUGAUAUUCCCUUCAACGGCACUUGUUGUCUCCCCCAUUGUAGCAAGAGCUUAAGAAGCUUGUUUGUUGUAUUGAUUUUCAUAGAAGCAAACACUUGUAUGGCUUGUAGGACGAAAAUGCCGGUACUAGAAGGACUUCAGUGAACAUCUGUAGGCAGAUAAGGACUAUAAACAACAAAACUACCUUUCUUUGGUUGAGUAGAUAUUAACGUUUCUUGAAAAUUUGUCAUGGACCUGCCUCAAAUUCCUGUGUACACAACGCCUAGAGGAGUUUAGCAAACUCUAUAGGCAGCGAAGACUUUGAAACAUUGAAGUUAAUUAGAUAUUGGCGAUUUAUUGAAGACUUAGAAACAUUGAAGUUAAUUAGAUAUUGGUGAUUUAUUGAAAAAUUGUGAUGGGUCUGCCUCAUGUUCCUGUGGGCACAACUUCUGAGGAAGCCGCUGAAGCGGUAUUGGGCGCCUUUUUGCAAAGCCCGCCUCGAAUUACAGAUGAGAGCAGCUCUGAUUUGGAUGGUAUGCGUCAUGGAAGCUCUAGCCGAACGGGUGGAAGUUCCAUAUGCUCUUCUUUGGGAGAUUUCCCUGACGAGUCGUCUAAGUUUAGAAUUAGAGGAGACUUAGAAGUUAGUACCAAUGUUCGUUGUUUGAGGCUUGGUUCAGUUGAUAAUGCUGGUCAUUUCACUUCCAAGAAUGGAAGAAAUGUUCAUACUCCUGCUUCUAGAAUUGUGGGUUUCAAUUCAAACAAAACUGCCUCCAGUAGUGAUGGUUUUAAAAGUGUUCCGGCUGCCCCCCCUAUUACCGUCACGGCUGAAGAAACCAUGUCCAGUGGGACAUUAGUCAGGAAGCGGUUGUUAUCACCCCUGAAUACAAUGCUUUUUCCAGACCAACAUUUUGAGGGUCAUCCUCUAGACAUUGGUUGCAGAAAUAUUCAACCCGAUUCCUCUGCUGGGGCUAUCAAGUUUAGUGCUUCUGUGGUGCAAGAUCACAAGAAAGCAAAUAUUGGAAGCAAAGACCAUUCUGCCAUCCCAACUUGGUCUUUUUCCAGUUGCUUGGAACAAAAGAGCAUGUCACAUGUUGAUAACUUUAUGGAAUCUGUUCUUUUCGCCAAUGGCCCUCUUCUAGAAAAUGAGAAAUCACCAUCUCGUAAUAGUUGUUUAUCUUCACCCGCAUUAUAUGAGUUCAGAGGAUCUAGGAAUAUAAAGCUCCAUUGUGGGGAAAUAUCCACGCCAUCACAAAAAGGGUUCUCAUCUCCCCUUUCUUUGUCACCUCUUGGUCCAAAGCUUUCUGAAAGACUAAAAACUGCAGGAGGAUUCAAGAAUACCAAGAGCGAGUUUUGUGAUUGUCAUUCAAUGUUAAGCAAUGUAGAACAGACACUUGACUUAUCUGAACGAGGGAUGAUCUUUGGCCAUGAAGAAGAUGAGUUUAAGAUUUCAAGCAAAUCAUUUGAAGAAGAAGAUUUCUUUUACAAGGAGUUCCAUCCAUCUUCUGUAGGAUACAAUGCUGACGCAGGUGUGUCUAUGUCCGGGGGAUCUGCUCCUACUUCUCAAUGCAUGAGAUUUCUUAGAAGUUUGAGUGGACUUCCCGUUAGGAGGUCCUUGGUUGGUUCAUUUGAGGAAUCUCUGUUAUCCGGGCGGUUCUUAUCCGGGAAACCGAGUCAGAGCAUUGAUGGUUUCCUGGCUGUGUUGAGCAUUACCGGAGGGAACUUCUCACCACAAUCCCAAAAGCUUCCUUUCUCAGUGACUAGUGUAGAUGGAGAUUGUUAUUUAUUGUAUUAUGCAUCUAUUGAUCUUGCAAGAAAUUCGUCAUUAAACAAAGGCAGAGGCCAAAAAAUGAAACGAGGUCUUAGCAAUGAUGAUUCACAAACUGUCAGGAGUCGCCUGCGCAUACCUAUGAAGGGCCGUAUACAGCUGGUUCUCAGCAAUCCGGAAAAGACACCACUCCACACUUUCCUUUGCAGCUACGAUUUAAGUGACAUGCCGGCUAGUACAAAAACUUUCUUGCGCCAGAAGGUAAGCCUAGCUUCAUCAAAUCCAUCUCCCACACAGUUGAAACAAGUGAAGAUAGAUAUGGACUCAAAGGUCAAAGACGAGGAGACCAGCGAGGAGGUAAAGGCAAAGAGUAUUACAGAUGAAAGUGACAUUGUCCAUAUACCAAGCUCCCUAGAGAAAGGAACCAAAAUUACUAGUAGAGGCUCUAGUAUAGACAAUAACAUUAAUGGUGGGGAAUGUAAGGACCAAAACUUGGUGGAUACAUGGGAAGGAACUGAAAAGAAAUCCGUAGUACAUGGGAGUUCAAGGGUUAAUGAGAACAGUAAUAAUGGUGGCGGCAGCGGUGCUCUUCGUUAUGCGCUUCAUCUGCGCUUCAUAUGCCCAUUCCCUAAAAGUUCAAGGUCGUCACAGAAAUGCAAAUCUGACUCACUUGCUAAACCGCAGAGAAAAGGCCUAGACUUGGAUGGGGAAAGAAGAUUCUACCUGUACAAUGACUUGAGAGUUGUGUUUCCUCAACGCCACUCUGACGAUGAUGAGGGCAAGUUGAACAUGGAGUAUCAUUACCCAGAAGAUCCGAGAUACUUUGACAUAAACUGAAAUGUCUCCAUUAUACUCCACCAAACCUUCCCUUUUUUACUUGACUGUACAUAAAUUCACGUUCAUAAAUUUUUAUUUUUCCUUUAAUCAUCUAUUCCGAAAUGGCACUAACCCAUGUAAAUAUACUAAAUAGAUCAAACAUACAAGUGUUACUUUGAUCUUUAAUUGUCUGGCCUUAGUUG